Molecule: messenger RNA, 1296 nt
Organism: Phytomonas sp. Hart1
Lineage: Eukaryota; Euglenozoa; Kinetoplastea; Trypanosomatida; Trypanosomatidae
Source: the annotation of a GenBank genome assembly
AUGCUUCGCCGGACGCUCAGGCGGGGGAUGGCCACCGAGGCGAUCGGCCAAGCCCACCCGGACGUGCUGUGGGGCCACAUGCAGGGCCAGUACGCGGGCCCGGGCUGGUCCUGCUACCUCAAGUCCCUCCCCAUGCAGUGUUUUAUGAUGCAGGGCGGCUCCACCAUGACGAACGUGAACGACCGCGAAGGCGUCUUCGUCGACCCCGAGGACCCUCGACACCCCCUCGCGCUGAUGCUGUUCGGCCCGGACGGGCACUACGACGGCUCCAUGCUGAACCUGACGUGGGGGAACUUCGGCGACAUCUCCCCGGGCUCCCGGCUCAUGCAGGCGCUCUACGAUGCGUAUUUGGAGCCUUUUUCGAUGAAUCGCGUUUGCGCGCAGCUUUAUUUUUACCAAAAGGUCCCCAACAACUACCACGCCUCGGUGGAGGCCUCGGCGGAGUACAUCGGGCAGACCGCCGCGAUUAUCGGGCAGGUGGUGGUUGGGAUGGGCAGUUGUAUUAUGGAAGGGGUCACGAUUAAAGGGGAUACCAACUGCGUGUACAUCGCGGAAGGGGUUCAAAUUUUAGAAAAUACCUGCAUCGUCAGCGAUGCGCCGACGGAUUUGUUAGCCUACCAACGCCAUGAGGCGAUUAACCCGUAUCAGCAAUGGGAUGGGAUGGAUGGGGUUUGCCGGAUCAUGCCGAACACCAUCAUCGAGCAGAACUGCUUUUUGGAUAGCUGCUCGAUCGGGAGUUUUAACCGCAUCGGGCAUAAUUCAAAGAUCCUGAAGGGGGUGGUAACCGGGGUGAUGGUGCAUAUCCUCCCCGGCAGCGUCGUCACCACGGAUACCAAAAUCAACGACGGCGAGAUUUGGGGCGGCGCGCCCGCGCGGAAGGUCGGGGAGGUCGGGAAAUUCGAGUGGAAGCGGCCCUACUUUCCUUCACUGCUUCAUAAAGAAAGCGUCAAUGAGUCCUACCGGAAUAUGUCGUAUAAUGGGGAUCAGGUGGUGCACUUCGCGAACGCCAUGGGGGAGUUGGAGUCGUUGAUGAUUCAGUACGAGGAUGACAUCGAUCCCGAAACCAAGGCAAAGAUACGCGAUUUCGAGGAAGGCCGUGAGCCUUUUCACCACAUGGUCACGCGGAUUACGCAGGGCUGGUCCCCUGCCUUGCGGCCGGAUGAACGCAAUUUUAAUUUAUGCCCACCCUUCCCCGGUGUUAAGCUCUACGCCGAGCACGAUAAAGACUCCAGUGAUAGCGAUCUCCACGGUACCUAUAAAGACAUAACCAACUUCUACAACGACUUUAGAUGGUAA